Chrysemys picta bellii (western painted turtle) is the source of this 708-nucleotide messenger RNA. The record is from RefSeq and is a predicted model, not a curated record. Lineage: Eukaryota; Metazoa; Chordata; Testudines; Emydidae.
AUGGCCGACACUGCCCUUUGCACUCCCAUGUAUUUCUUUCUCAGGAACUUGUCCUUCCUGGAGAUCUUUUACACCUUGGUAACCCUGCCCAAGAUACUGGCCAACCCCCUCUCAGAGGAUAAAACCAUCUCCUUCCUCAGCUGUUUUACACAGACAUAUUUCCUCCUCUUCCUAAGGGGGCUGGAGUGUCACCUCCUUGCUCUGAUGGCCUAUGAUCGAUAUGUUACUAUAUGCCACCCACUGCCUUACCCAGUCCUUAUGAACAGGAGGGCCUAUGUGGGGCUUGCGGCUGCUUCCUGGGUCACCAGCCUCCUGGUGUUAAUGGGUCACAUUGCGAACAUAUUCACCUUACCCUUCCGCAGCUCUAAUGAAAUCACCCAUUUCUUAUGUGAUGUUCCCCCAGUGAUGGAAAUGGCCUACGAGGACACCCAUAGGACUGAAAUCACAAUUCUCUUGUUUGCCCUCUUCUCUGUCCUGCUGCCGUUCAUGCUCAUCCUUGUGUCCUACGCUCGUAUCAUCUCGACCAUCCUGAAGAUGCCAUCAACUGAGGGUGGGCAGAAAACUUUCUCCAGCUUCUCUUCACACUUAUUGGAGGUGACUCUUUUCUAUGGGACGGACUGCACCAUGUACAUGAAAGCCAGAUUAAGCCACUCACCAAAUGAUGAAAAACUUAUUGCUCUGGUGUGGAGCACCGUGACCCUAUGCUAA